UUGCAGAAAGAAGACAUUGACGAUCGAUUUAAUCGCCUCUUCGUCGGCGACAAAAAUCCCUACUUACUUGCUGACGAAGAGGGUCGACGUUGGGUGAUCUGUCUGAAGCAGGAGUACCGUAACAUGCUCGCCGCUACCCAGCAUCUUGCACGUUCAUUAGGCUUGGACUAUUCCGGAUUUCCCUGUUCUGAGCAGCGAUACGUGCUUGCCGACGCUUUUCUAGCCGGUUUGGCGGAUUGCCUUCAAGGAGAGGCGUUGAGUGAAGCUGGAGCUUGGCUUGCUGCCCUCGGCAAACACCUCCCUGAAGAG
This is a messenger RNA of Haemonchus placei, 309 nucleotides long. NCBI's taxonomy places the organism in Eukaryota, Metazoa, Nematoda, Chromadorea, Rhabditida, Trichostrongylidae. The record is from the annotation of a GenBank genome assembly.